Protobothrops mucrosquamatus (brown spotted pit viper) is the source of this 1214-nucleotide messenger RNA. Its product is annotated as zinc metalloproteinase/disintegrin-like. NCBI's taxonomy places the organism in Eukaryota, Metazoa, Chordata, Lepidosauria, Squamata, Viperidae. Gene Ontology annotation, cellular component: plasma membrane. The coding region runs from base 1 to 846 and encodes 281 amino acids. The transcript is spliced from 8 exons. Gene Ontology annotation, biological process: proteolysis. Gene Ontology annotation, molecular function: metalloendopeptidase activity. The record is from RefSeq and is a predicted model, not a curated record.
AUGAUCCACGUUCUCUUGGUAACUAUAUGCUUAGCAGUCUUUCCUUAUCAAGGGACCUCUAUAAUCCUGGAAUCUGGGAACGUGAAUGAUUAUGAAGUAGUGUAUCCACAAAAAGUCACUGCAUUGCCCAAAGGAGCAGUUCAGCAAAAGCAACAAAGAUACUUGAACAAGUUCAGAUUCAUUAAGCUUGUCAUAGUUGCGGACUACAGAAUGUUCACGAAAUACAAUGGCGAUUCAGAUAAGAUAAGAGAACGAGUACAUCAAAUGGUCAACACUAUGAGGGAGAGUUACCAUUAUAUGCAUAUCGAUAUAGCAGUGGCUGGCCUAGAAAUUUGGUCCAACAAAGAUUUGAUUAACGUGCAGCCAGCAGCACCUCAUACUUUGGACUCAUUUGGAGAAUGGAGAGAGAGAGAUUUGCUGCAUCGCAUAAGUCAUGAUAUUGCUCUGUUACUCACGGGGAUUGACUUUGAUGGACCAACUGUAGGAUUGGCUUACGUGGGCACCAUGUGUGACCCGAAGUAUUCUACAGGAGUUGUUGAGGUUAGUGGAAAGGAUACCUGUUAUCUAUUUGUACUCAGAAGAAAACUUAUAUACAGGCAAAACGUCUUUACAAAUGAAGUCUCUUCUUGUCAUACUCUGGGCAUUCAUCAUGACAAAGGUUCCUGUUCUUGCGGUGGUUACGCAUGUAUUAUGUCUCCUGUGAUAAGCCAUCAACCUUCCAAACUGUUCAGCGAUUGUAGUAAGGAUGAUUAUCAGAAGUUUCUUACUAAUUAUAACCCACAAUGCAUUCUCAAUGCACCCUUAAUGGAUCAGGAGUCACUUCCCCUUGAUUUUUAUACAAUAUAGAACCUGAAACAAAUUUUGGUUAGUUCAGAAGUUGCUGUCUUACUCCAUUGAUCAUCUCUUGCUUUGACUUUCAGGUCUGCAGCAACAGGCAGUGUGUUGAUGUGACUACAGCCUACUUAUCAACCUUUGACUUCUCUCAGAUUUGAUCUUGGAGAUCCUUCUUCCAAAAGGUUCAACUUCCCUCAAGUCCAAAGAGACCCAUCUGUCUUUAUCCUACUAGUAAACUACCCUUGGCUUCCAGAUGGCAUCCAAAUUCCGCAAUAUUUCUUCUCCAUAUUUAAUCUAUUUAUCUUUUGCUGUAAUCAAAUCUUUUUCCCACCACAAAGCUCCAUGGGCAUGUACAACACCAAGAGCUUAUUUGCUGUCAA